AGCGCGUGCUCGGUAGAACAAUGCUUCUUUCUGCCCAUAUGAUGUAGUGGAAGCGUAUAGUAGAUAACGUCAGCUGCCCCAGUCACGUGGGACAAUUGUCUAUCAUGGCCGACGCUCAGGACACAGCCAGCACUUUGCCUGCUCCAACGAUGGGAAAGCAAAGAAGGCUUCACCGAUCCUGUUUACUAUGUCAUCAACGGAAGAUCCGAUGCGACAAAAAGUCACCGUGUAAGAACUGUAGCCGCGCCGACGUCUUGUGUUACUAUCCGGCGCCGGAACAAAUUGUUCGCAGGCCACAGAAGAGGACCAUUGCUGAUGUCUCGGCGCGUCUCGUCCGGCUUGAAAGAACUAUCAGUGCCCUUACCAAUGGUCCCGCGGCUACACAAGUUAUUUCUACUCCUCGUCCGCCUACUGCCGACGAAGUCAACUCCAGUGACCCUAGCGUUUCUUCUGUGGUUGGCGUAUCAAGUGAAGAAAGACUCGUUCAAGGUGACUCUUCAAGCCGCUAUUUCAACGAUGCUCUCCUUUCUCAAGUCAUGGAAGAGGAGCAAGAAAUCAAGCUCUUGAUCGAGAACCAGCAUGCCGGAAGUGACUCCCACUACUCCGCUUGCCUGGAAAUUGAUCCGCUUCUAUCCGCCUUCCAUAGACCAUCUCUGGGGAGCGGUUACAAUCAUCCGUCUCGACCAUGUGCUGUACAACUAUGGCAAGCUUUUGUCAAUAAUGUUGACCCGCUCUUCAAGAUCCUCCAUAUCCCAUCGACCCAGGGCAUUAUCUACGGCGCAAUCAACAAUCCUGUUCAUGUUAACCCCAGAGUUAGUGCUCUUCAAUUCGCCAUAUACUUUGCCGGAGUGGCGAGCUUGGAUUCAGAUCAUGUAACGCAUCUCCUCGGGCAGGCCAAAAACACCGCUUUAAACACCUUCAAGCAGGGACUGGAGCAUUCGCUCGCUGCCGCAGAUUUCUUAGACACCCCGACAUUAAUGACAUUGCAGGCGAUAACUUUGUACCUGUUUUGUUCUCGCUCAUCCCGUGGAGGUCGAGCUAUCUGGGCCUUGAAUGGACUUGUUACCCGGUCAGCUCAGUCCAUUGGUCUUCACCGUGAUGGCACGAACUUCAAGCUUCCGCCCUUUGAAUGCGAGAUGCGGCGACGCCUAUGGUGGCUGAUUGUUACCAACGACUCCCGAGUAACUGAAGAUCACGGCCUAAAGAUCUACACACCCGACAGCGCAAUCGAUGUUGCAUUCCCCUCAAAUGUUGACGACGGCGAACUCUAUCCGACCAUGGAACGCCCUCCGAUUGUAAAACCGGGAUGGACUGAUAUGUCAUUUACUCUAAUGGUAAUCGAAGCACACAACGUUCUCCGAAAACUAUCUCUGAGCACCUCACUCACUAGCAGCCAUCCUACUGAAUUGGCCCGGCAACAAGCGUUCCAAACGCUCAGAACACAAUUUGAUAUGGAGUACUUGCAAUAUUGCGAUCAGAAUAUUCCAAUUCAACGCAUGGCAUAUCUGAUUGGUAAGCUGCUUCCUAGCAAGCUUGAUUUUGUUACCCGCCAGAUAUGGCUACGACACCACACCCCAACGCUUGCAACAAUUUCUACUCCGACAGAAGCGACAGAGACAUUUCAAAAAGCGGAAAAAGAUUUCCUUCACGCCUGCAAAAUUCUAGAGAUUAGCGAACAAUUUCGAACCGAUGACAUGCUUCAAGGAUUUCAAUGGAACACACAGAGUUAUCCUCAGUAUCAUGUGCUGAUGUUCAUUUUUCGAUACUUGUGUGUCUCGCCUGAGGGUCCUGAUACGGACAAGGCGUGGAUGUUAGCAAAUGCUUGCUUUGCGAGUGCAAUCCCUGACGAGGGGGGCGGGAAUUGGACCGUUUUACGCAGAUUGAGAGAGAAAGCAAUGAAACUCAGAGUUGCUGUAUUAGGGAGAGGAAAGGGAGAGGAAAGCUUUGAUAUGGAGGCAGCAACUACAGUUGAUGUUGGUGGAGCAAGUGGUGCUUACGGAGGACAAUUUCUUUCAAGCAUGGACUGGAGUAUGGACGCAUUCGAUCAUAUGUACUGGGACUCGAUGAUUGACGAUGUCGAUGUGGGAAGCUUUUGA
Molecule: messenger RNA, 2096 nt
Organism: Boeremia exigua
Lineage: Eukaryota; Fungi; Ascomycota; Dothideomycetes; Pleosporales; Didymellaceae
Product: fungal-specific transcription factor domain-containing protein
Exons: 5
Coding region: 105-2096 (663 amino acids)
Biological process (GO): DNA-templated transcription; regulation of DNA-templated transcription
Molecular function (GO): zinc ion binding; DNA-binding transcription factor activity, RNA polymerase II-specific; DNA binding
Source: RefSeq, a predicted model, not a curated record